GCGCCUGACGUCACUUCCGUUUCUCUUGGCAACAGAGUCAAACGAAGAGCCGGAGGAGCCGCUGCAGACAAAAUGGCUCAAGUUGAAGAAACACUGAAGAGAAUUGAAGCCAGUAAAGGUGUGAUUGGAACCAUACUGGUCAAUGCAGAAGGUAUUCCCAUCAGAACUACUUUAGAUAACUCCACAACUGUUCAAUAUGCAGAACUUCUGUGCCAGCUCUCGAUGUUGGCCAGGACCACAGUCAGAGAUAUUGACCCUCAGAAUGACCUCACCUUCCUCCGCAUCCGCUCCAAGAAGCAUGAGAUCAUGGUUGCACUUGAGAACAACUAUCUGCUGAUAGUCAUCCAGAACCCAUGUGAAUAACUGGCAGGCAUUUCCAUGGGAGUCAGCCUUUGUCACAUGAUGGCGUUUUAUCUGGGAAAAAGAUUUUUCCACUGUGGUAUGUUGCUCCAUGUACUGCAUAAUCCCUCUUUUUAUACAUGGUGCACAGAGUGUGUUGCCUUUAUCCCUGUCCAUUCUCGGACCGCUUCUAUUUAACAUUUAUAUGCUACCCCUAGCUCGGAUUAUGGAACAUCACAACAUCUCCUAUCAUACUUGUGCUGAUGGCACACAACUCUGUAUUUCAGUGUCAUCACAUGACUACAAUCCCUUACUGUCACUGAGUAGCUGUAUUCAUCGAAUCAAAGAGUGGAUGGGCCAGAAUUUUCUCCAGCUAAACGCUGAAAAGUCAGAGGUGAUCAUUUGUGGCCCCAAAAACGAAAGGGCAAAGAUCAGUGCUCACCUUGGCUCUAUGUCAUUGACAGCUACAAAUCAAGCCAGAAAUCUUGGUGUAAUUAUUGACUCAGACCUGAACUUCAAUAACCAUCUAAAGUUUAUCACUAAAUCUGCCUAUUACCACCUGAAAAACAUUGCUAGAAUUAAGGGGUUUCUGUCUAAACAAGACAUGGAAAAACUUAUUCAUGCAUUCAUUUUCAGUAGAUUAGAUUAUUGUAAUGGCAUCUUUACAGGUCUUAACAAAAAAUCAAUCAGGCAGCUGCAGCUGAUCCAGAAUGCUGCCGCCAGAGUCCUUACAAACACGAGGAAACUGGACCAUAUGACACCAGUCAUUAAAUCACUACACUGGCUUCCUGUGAGUCAAAGGAUAGAUUUCAGAAUCUUACUGCUGGUCUACAAAGCACUGAAUGGUCUGGGACCACAAUAUAUGCUUGAUCUAUUAGUUCCCUACGAAGCAUCCAGACCCCUUAGGUCAUCUGGAACUGGUUUGUUGUGUGUCCCAAGAACAAGAACCAAGCAAGGUGAGGCAGCAUUCAGUUAUUAUGCUCCUCACCUGUGGAACAAACUUUCUGUAGAUCUGAGGUCUGCUCAAACUGUCAGUGCCUUUAAAUCAGGGCUGAAAACACGAUUGUUCACUGUAGCGUACUUGUAGAGGAAAAAAUACUUAAAAUAAAUACUACCUACUACCUAAUACUAAUACUACCUACUUGCUAUACUCUACUGUGUAGCAAGUAGGUAGUAUUGCUAUAUGCGAUACUCUAUUGCCUUUACUUUUUAUAUAUUUCUUUCUUCUUUCUUAUUUAAAAAAAAUAUUCUAUAUAUUUUUUCUUUUUAUUGUCUUGCUGCUUUUAAUGUUUAUGUAAAGCACUUUGAAUUACCUUGUGUUGAAUUGUGCUAUACAAAUAAACUUGCCUUGCCUUGCCUUGA
Amphiprion ocellaris (clown anemonefish) is the source of this 1701-nucleotide messenger RNA. Its product is annotated as dynein light chain roadblock-type 2-like. The coding region runs from base 73 to 363 and encodes 96 amino acids. NCBI's taxonomy places the organism in Eukaryota, Metazoa, Chordata, Actinopteri, Pomacentridae. Gene Ontology annotation, biological process: microtubule-based movement. The record is from RefSeq and is a predicted model, not a curated record. Gene Ontology annotation, cellular component: cytoplasm; centrosome; cytoplasmic dynein complex. Gene Ontology annotation, molecular function: dynein intermediate chain binding. The transcript has 4 exons.